This is a messenger RNA of Ceratosolen solmsi marchali, 1195 nucleotides long. RefSeq names its product solute carrier family 25 member 40. Gene Ontology annotation, biological process: mitochondrial transmembrane transport. The record is from RefSeq and is a predicted model, not a curated record. Lineage: Eukaryota; Metazoa; Arthropoda; Insecta; Hymenoptera; Agaonidae. The transcript is spliced from 7 exons. The coding region runs from base 36 to 1142 and encodes 368 amino acids. Gene Ontology annotation, cellular component: mitochondrion.
AAUAUUUACAAUAUUAAGAUUUCAAAAUUAAGAACAUGUCUACUAUUCAAAUAAAUAAAAUAGAUCUGGACGAUCCAAGAUAUCGUAUUAAACCACUACAACAAAUGAUUGCCUCUUGUACUGGAGCUCUUAUUACUUCAUUUUUUGUGACACCGUUAGAUGUUGUUAAAAUUCGGUUACAAGCACAACAAAAAGCAAUGUUGUCAAAUAAGUGUUACUUAUAUUGUAAUGGACUGAUGGAUCACAUUUGUUCUUGUGCAAAUGGACAAGGUGCUGUUAGUGAUUCAACAUGGAUUAAAGCAAAUGGCAAAUUUAGCGGCACCUUGGAUGCCAUGUUUAAAAUUAGUCAAGCAGAAGGUGUACGAUCUUUAUGGAGUGGAUUAAGUCCUACUUUGGUAUUAGCAGUACCCGCUACAAUCGUGUACUUUGUUUCUUACGAACAAUUACGAUUUUAUAUGAAAGAUAAAUAUAACUCGGUUAAAAUAAAUACGGUCCAUUCAGAACAACCAUUUUGGAUUCCAAUGGUAGCCGGAAGUACGGCAAGAGUAUGGGCUGCUACACUCGUCAGUCCAUUAGAACUUAUAAGAACUAAAAUGCAGUCACAAAAAUUGAAUUAUGCCGAAAUAACUCAAGCUUUAAAAAUAGUUAUACAAUAUAAUGGUAUUAAGGGAUUGUGGAUGGGCUUAAGCUCUACAUUACUACGAGAUGUACCAUUUAGUGCAAUUUACUGGUUUAAUUACGAAUGUAUUAAAAAACUGUAUUCUGAUUCACAACAAAGUUUUGUCUCCAACUUUGUGUCAGGUGCUAUAGCUGGUUCUAUAGCAGCCUUUAUAACAAUUCCCUUCGAUGUAGUUAAAACUCAUAGACAAAUAGAGAUGGGAGAAAAGCAAAUUUAUUCAGAUAAUCCAAGAGAGUCUUGUAGUACAUGGAAAACUAUUAAAAAAAUUUAUGCUCAAGGUGGAGUGAAAGGAUUAUUUACAGGAUUAACACCUAGGUUGGUCAAAGUAGCACCCGCUUGUGCAAUUAUGAUUUCGACGUUUGAACAUGGAAAGCGUUUUUUCCAAACCUAUAAUGCAAAUCGUGCUACUGUAGAUGUAAAUCAUGACAUUCAAUGGUUAAAUCAAAAAAGAGAUAGUGUUUAGUUAUUUACUAAUUUAAAAUAAUUAAUGUAAAUAAAUAAAAUACGUUUUUUCUA